This is a messenger RNA of Gaeumannomyces tritici R3-111a-1, 837 nucleotides long. RefSeq lists its product as hypothetical. Lineage: Eukaryota; Fungi; Ascomycota; Sordariomycetes; Magnaporthales; Magnaporthaceae. The record is from RefSeq and is a predicted model, not a curated record. The transcript has 4 exons. The coding region runs from base 163 to 837 and encodes 224 amino acids.
UAUAUCCGUGUGUUGUGGCGGUCACCUUUUUUUUGCUGCAACGCCCUGACACCGGGGAAUUUCUAUUCUGCAAAUCUAUAUCCCGCUCGGUUCGUCUCUCCGGAAGAUUAUCACGUAUUUUUUGACAGUUUUGGCUGCAUCCACCUGGUCCCAACAAUAAUCAUGAGGGCGUCCAUUAUUACUCUGGCUCUGGUGACGGCGGUCUCGGGACACUACACGUUCCCCAAGAUCUCGGGCACCAACGACUGGCAGUACGUGCGCCGCACGGCCAACUGGCAGUCCAACGGCCCCGUCCAGGACGUAAACAGCCAGGCGAUACGGUGCUUCGAGGCGGGAGGGCGCAGCUCGGCGUCGACGUACGGCGUCCAGGCCGGCGGCUCCCUCACCUUCCAGUCGGCGCCCAACAUCUUCCACCCGGGCCCGGUCAGCGGCUGGAUGGCAAAGGUGCCGGCCGGCCAGACGGCCGCGUCGUGGGACGGGUCCGGCCAGGCCUGGUUCAAGGUCUACCAGGAGAUGCCGACGGGGAGCAACGGCGGGCUGCAGUUUGCCAGCAACAACAAGGCGUCGGCGUCCUUCACCAUCCCGAGGUGCAUCGAGAAUGGCGAGUACCUCUUCCGCAUCGAGCACAACGCCCUGCACGGCGCCAGCUCGGUCGGCGGCGCGCAGUUCUACAUCUCGUGCGCCCAGAUCAACGUCUCGGGCGGCAGCGGCUCCAAGAAGCCCUCGAACCUCGUCUCCUUCCCCGGCGCCUACAAGGCCACCGAUCCGGGCAUCCUGGUCAACAUGUACAACGCCCGGAGCUACACCCCGGCCGGGCCGGCCGUCUUUACCUGCUAG